UAGAGCUUUGAUUAAGAAGGGUAUGAAUUUAUACAUCGACUGUAAUUGUUUUUAUUAUUUAUUAUUUUUUCAAUUUUCUUACUCGUUUAUGCAGAGAGCAAACACUUUGUGCGCGCGCUCAUUUCGUAAAACAUGGAAGAAUUGCAGAGAGCUCUGAGCUCUAGAGGUUUAACAGUUUCGACUCUCCCAGAGAAAGGCCGCUGCCUCUUCACCACCCGAGACUUCCGUCCUGGCGAAGUUAUUAUAAGCGAAAAGCCUUAUGUUUGCGCGCCGAACAAGUCCGGUGAUGGUGUUGAGUGGAGGUGUGAUGGAUGCUUCGGGACGACUAACCUCAAAAGGUGCUCCACUUGUCAAGUUGCCUGGUAUUGUGGAAGCAAUUGUCAGAAGGAGGAGUGGAAAUUGCAUCGUCUUGAAUGUGAUGCGCUGUCAAAGCUUGAUAAGGACAAGAGAAAAUCUGUCACACCUUCUAUACGUCUCAUGCUCAGGCUCUACCUUAGGAGGAAAUUUGAAGCUGAGAGGGUCAUCCCAGCUACUGCUAUGGAAAACUACAAGUUGGUGGAGGCAUUGGUGUCUCAUAUGUCCGACAUUGAGGAGAAGCAACUCGUGUUAUAUGCUCAGAUGGCUAACCUUGUCAACUUGAUUCUUCAGUUGCCUGAUAUCAACAUCAAAGAGAUUGCUGAAAACUUUUCCAAGCUUGCAUGCAAUGCACAUACGAUCUGUGAUAGUGAAUUAAGACCUCUCGGGACUGGACUGUUUCCCGUCAUUUCAAUUAUUAAUCACAGCUGCUUGCCGAAUUCGGUUUUGGUAUUUGAAGGAAGGUCAGCUGUGGUACGUGCUGUGCAACAUAUACGCAAAGAUUCCGAGGUGUUGAUAAGUUAUAUAGAAACUGCUGGAAGCACUAUGACUCGCCAGAAGGCCUUAAAAGAACAAUACCUUUUCACUUGCAACUGUCUUCGCUGCAUCAAACUGGGCCAAUCUGAUGAUAUCCAAGAAAGUGCAAUUCUAGAAGGUUACCAAUGUAAGAAUGUCGGAUGUGAUGGCUUCUUGCUCCGUGAUUCUGAUAAUAUAGGAUUCAUAUGCCAACUAUGUGGACUUGUUAGGAGCAAGGAAGAAAUAAAGGCAAUAGCAAGUGAAAUAAAAUCAUGGACGGACAAGGCUCUUACUUCCUCUUCCUCACAAAAUUAUCAAGAAGCAAUCUCUAUGUAUAUGAAAAUUGAGGAGCUCCAGAGGAAAUUGUGCCAUCAAUUUUCAAUCAGUUUGAUGCAAACUCGAGAGAAGCUUUUAAAGUUGUUCAUGGAGUUGCAGGAUUGGAGGGAAGCACUGGCAUAUUGCAGACUGACCAUUCCAGUAUACGAAAGAGUAUAUCCAGGAUUUCAUCCUUUGCUUGGCUUGCAAUAUUAUACAUGUGGGAAACUUGAAUGGUUACUAGGGGACACAGAGAAUGCUGUAAAAUCUCUGACAAAGGCAGUUGAUAUACUCAGAAUUACUCAUGGAACCACAACACCUUUUAUGAAGGAGCUCUUCAUGAAAUUGGAUGAAGCUCGUGCUGAAGCAUCUUAUAAACUUUCAUCGAAAGAAGACGAAUGAAAAUAUCCGUUUCCGUUGCCUGCCUUUAAUGGAAUUUCCAUUGAAUUGGUAGACUCCAUUACUCGUGGUUUCUUGCUUCAAAACUCCUAAGAACGUACG
This is a messenger RNA of Morus notabilis, 1686 nucleotides long. RefSeq names its product histone-lysine N-methyltransferase ASHR1. Gene Ontology annotation, molecular function: protein binding. Gene Ontology annotation, cellular component: nucleus. NCBI's taxonomy places the organism in Eukaryota, Viridiplantae, Streptophyta, Magnoliopsida, Rosales, Moraceae. Bases 133 to 1587 code for a protein of 484 amino acids. The record is from RefSeq and is a predicted model, not a curated record. The transcript is spliced from 14 exons.